CGCCCCCAAAGCCCGGUGACGUGGAGCAGGGCGGUAAUCCCGGAGCGAGCUGGAGCUACGCGGACCGGCCGCCUCACAGCACAGCGCACCGUGCACUGCGGAGGAGCUCGGCCAGCAUGCCGCGCGUCUACAUCGGGAGGCUCAGCUACCACGUCCGGGAGAAGGACAUCCAGAGGUUCUUCAGCGGCUACGGGAAGCUGCUAGAGAUUGACCUGAAAAAUGGGUAUGGUUUUGUGGAGUUUGAAGACACGCGUGAUGCAGACGAUGCUGUGUAUGAGCUGAACGGCAAGGACCUGUGUGGAGAACGUGUCAUUGUGGAGCACGCGAGAGGACCGCGGCGGGAUCGCGAUGGAUACGGUGGGGGUUAUGGGGUUCUGGGUGCAGUGAGUGCAGCCCGUCUAGUUGGCUUGCACAAAGGCAGCUCGGGGGGGGGGGGGGGGGGGGGUGGGGGGGGGGGCAGUAGUGGCUACAGCAGCAGAAGUCGUACUGGCAGAGAUAAAUAUGGCCCUCCCGUCCGUACGGAGUACCGUCUCAUUGUGGAGAACCUGUCCAGUCGCUGCAGCUGGCAGGACCUCAAGGACUUCAUGCGCCAAGCAGGAGAAGUCACUUAUGCCGACGCCCACAAGGAGCGCACGAAUGAGGGCGUCAUUGAGUUCCGCUCCUAUUCAGACAUGAGGAGAGCCCUCGACAAGUUGGAUGGCACCGACAUCAAUGGCCGCAGGAUUCGUCUGGUAGAAGACAAGCCACGCCGUCGUCGCUCAUACUCCGGCAGUCGAUCUAGGUCCCGCAGUAGGAGACGGUCGCGUAGCAGAAGCCGCAGAAGCAGCCGCUCUCGUAGUAACUCUCGAUCUCGAUCACGGUCUCGUUCCCGCAGCAAGCGACGGUCCCGUUCCAGGUCUGGCGGUAAAUCCCGCUCCAGGUCUGGCCGCAAGUCUCGGUCCAAGUCCCCGGCCCGCAAGUCCCGGUCCCGUUCCCGCAAGUCUCAUUCUCGAUCUCGUACCAGGAAAUCUCAUAGCCACUCAGCGGACCGCAAGUCUCGGUCUCGCUCCCAUAGCCGCAAGUCCCGCUCAAAGAGUCGCUCUAAGCCGAGGUCCGACCAUGCCUCCAGAAGUCGCUCCAAGGAGAAGUCCGUCACCAAGAAGUCCCACUCUCCAUCCUCCAUGGAAAACUUUAAAGCUGAGCGAGCAAAGUCUGCGUCACGUUCUCCAUCCCCCCAGGAUGACGUCCGUCGCUCAAAGUCUCCUGCCAAACGGUCGCCCUCCCGCUCUCCAUCGCGAUCCAAGUCUCGCUCGAGGUCUGCCUCUCAGGACUAACUAUACGUAAUCCAAUCAUGCUUAGCUGGAUGCUCAUUUGGGCUGGCUGUUUUUGAAAUUGUUUAGUAUUCUUACUUUCGAUCCUUUUGUAUAAAUACUUGCUAGUGAACCUAAUCAAAUAUCACGUUUGGACAUAAAAUGGUAGAUAUUGCACGGGGUGGUCAGGUUGGACAGCUGCUGUGUUACUGAUGUGUAUACCCGAUGGGAAGCUAAAUCGUUAACACACUUUACCUUUCUGCUAUUUUUCCUCCCAUUUGCCAAAUCUAACUUUUUUUUUUUGUCCCACAAAUACCUAAAAAAAACGUGCUUUGGGGGCGUUAGUACUGGACUGAGUUGUGACUGAUGUGACAAAAGUAGGUUGUAGCAGUUGGAUCAUUCUUACAGUGUCUGUGGUAGUUUUGAAGUUCUCUAAACAGUAACCUAGCAUGCUAUCUUAAGAAUUCCUAACAGUUCCACCUUUAUAUUUGGAAUGUCCCUUUUUACUGUUUUAUAAAUGUUUUUCAGACUUUUUUUUUUUUUUGGGAUGUGCAUGACGUCAGUCAUAGUGAAGAUGUUUGUUCUGUCGAACAGUACAAAACAUGGCAGUGUACAUUUUUGAUAGCCCAGCCUUCUCUUGACUUAAAUAUUUGUUAAACUGGUUUCAGUGGUGUUAGAAAUCUGUGUAAUGAAUCAUCAAUUUGUGUAAAUCAGGUUAAACCAUUUCCUGUUUUUUCCCUUCGUAGAGAAAUUCAUUUAUACUUUACCUCUUUUGUUUGUAAUGUACAAAUGAGUUUAAUAAAUAGUUGAUUUAA
Molecule: messenger RNA, 2104 nt
Organism: Paramormyrops kingsleyae
Lineage: Eukaryota; Metazoa; Chordata; Actinopteri; Osteoglossiformes; Mormyridae
Source: RefSeq, a predicted model, not a curated record